This is a messenger RNA of Ornithorhynchus anatinus (platypus), 1269 nucleotides long. Its product is annotated as maestro heat-like repeat family member 5. The transcript is spliced from 7 exons. Gene Ontology annotation, cellular component: cytoplasm. The record is from RefSeq and is a predicted model, not a curated record. Bases 74 to 904 code for a protein of 276 amino acids. Lineage: Eukaryota; Metazoa; Chordata; Mammalia; Monotremata; Ornithorhynchidae.
CAAGGUGGGGUCGGUCCUGGAAACUGCUGCUCUCCAGAGCAUUUUUCAGGAUGGCCUGGAGGACCCCGACCCCAUGGUGCGGGUCACCAGUCUCCAGGCCCUCAACAGUCAAGCAUUGAAUCCCAAAAAGGGGCCACUGCUCCAGGCCCAGCUUCCGGCCCUCCUGGAGGGGCUGUAUCAUGAAGAAGAGGAGUCCCUCUUGGCAGCCAUGGCCACAGUAACCAGGGUGGCCCGCAGCCUGGGGCAGAAGGGUCUGGAGACUUUCCGCCCAGAUAUCGCUUUAACGUUGGGCCCCUACAUCAACGACGAGAGAGCUCGAGUGCGUGCUUCCGCCUUGGAGAUGCUCUCCGCCGUGGCCCAUGGCGGGGUCGGGGAGAAGCAAACUGGCCUCCGGCAGGAGUUGAUCCGUCAUAUCCUGCCCGUCCUCGUCCAUAUGAGGGAUGAGGACGCCGCCGUACGGAAAGUAAGUCACUCUCUGACUGUAGUCCCUGCCUUGCCCCGGCCCCUCCCUUUCUCUCCAUCUCCUGCUACCUGGCCUCUCCAUCUCGCUGACUGGCAUCUGGCCCUAUUUCUCCAGAAAGCCAGAGCGACGUUUUUUUGCCUGGCCCACAGCCUGGGAUGGAAGGAAAUUAAAUCUGUGAGCCGGAAACUGAUGGGGGAGCAAGGAUUGCGUGUGGCUUCCUACUCCAUCUGGUCGUAUAUGAUGAAGACCCCAAAGGACAGUCGCCAGAUUUUCAUGUCUCAGGCUCUGGACUACACCAACAGCCCCCAGCCAGGGGUGCGAGCGGCUGCUGUACUCUUCCUCGCACACACCACCUACUACAGUAGGGGAGAGGCGUGGCUCUCGGCGGACGUCCUCCACUUCCUCUCUCAGACAUUUCAACGUUUGAGAACAGACCUCUAGGCCUGGAUUGGCCACUUCUGGAAGAUCAGCUGCUUCUAGAAGAAGAGGAGCCAGGGCUGAAGGGUGCCAACCUGAGGGAGAGGCGAAGAGGAUCGGGAAGAGGCGGUGGCGGGACCAAUAUCGGUGCCAGGCUGUUCCUUGGACUUGUGGCACCUGGAAUGGCAGGGGCUUCUGAAGGAUGCAUCCACGUGGUCCUUAGUGUCACAUAUGGGUCCUCAUCACCCAGGAGUACUUGGAGGUCAUGACCAUGUUCCUCUUCCAGUCCUUUUUGGCUCUCUUUACUCAGAACAACUAUGUACAGGAGCUGGGCCUGGCAGUGGGCCAGGAGUAGGCCGGAGAGCCCAGCAUGCCCUCAGCCUGUGGAG